Molecule: messenger RNA, 433 nt
Organism: Cylicocyclus nassatus
Lineage: Eukaryota; Metazoa; Nematoda; Chromadorea; Rhabditida; Strongylidae
Source: the annotation of a GenBank genome assembly
AUGUUUUCGCUACUCUUCGCUUUUCUGGCUGUCACUGCAUUUAAAAGUGCCUUUUCGUCACCCUGGGAUAUGGUUGAAGUGUUACUUGUCAGCGAAUACAACAACAAUCAGAAUUAUCAUAAGGCGCAGGAUGAUUUUAUGGAGUUGUUUGACGAAUUUGCUGAAACUCAUGGACUACACUACAACAAGAGAAAUUUGCGUAGGCUGGAAACGUACAGCGGUAGCUACCAAAUGGCAAAAUAUGGACUGCGAAACACUAACUGUGAAGAUUUCCGAAAGUUUCUCAGCGGCAUCAAGGCACAAAAGUAUCACCUACAGUAUGCCUCUGUUAGUUGUGGUCCGAUGACAUUCUCCUACUGCAUGGCGUUCUCUUGUGGUCCGUACGACUAUCACCCGCAAACAACUGCACCUGCAGGAGCUAGAUGAUAAUGAC